Molecule: messenger RNA, 723 nt
Organism: Anopheles maculipalpis
Lineage: Eukaryota; Metazoa; Arthropoda; Insecta; Diptera; Culicidae
Gene: ND-20
Product: NADH-quinone oxidoreductase subunit B 2
Exons: 1
Coding region: 38-661 (207 amino acids)
Biological process (GO): mitochondrial respiratory chain complex I assembly; aerobic respiration; electron transport coupled proton transport
Molecular function (GO): 4 iron, 4 sulfur cluster binding; NADH dehydrogenase (ubiquinone) activity; quinone binding
Source: RefSeq, a predicted model, not a curated record
AGGACAACAGCUAGAACAGCAGGAUUCCACCAGCAAAAUGUUGGCCGUUCGUCCACUGUUGACGAAGGCACUGUUGCUACCAUCAACCAACGGUGCCGUACAAGUUCUACGAUCAAAAGCCACCCUGCCGGUGGUCGAAAAAGAUAAACCGGAAAAACUUCCUUACUCUCCGUUCGGCACAAAGCAGUCCAACUGGGCGGACUGGACUGUCGCUCGGCUGGAUGAUGUGCUGAACUGGGGCCGCAAAGGUUCGAUCUGGCCGCUAACGUUCGGGCUGGCUUGCUGUGCGGUAGAGAUGAUGCACAUUGCCGCACCUCGCUAUGACAUGGAUAGGUUCGGUGUGGUAUUCCGUGCUUCGCCCCGUCAGGCGGACGUUAUCAUCGUGGCCGGUACGCUGACCAACAAGAUGGCACCGGCUCUGCGUAAGGUGUACGACCAGAUGCCGGAACCACGCUGGGUUAUAUCGAUGGGUAGCUGUGCGAAUGGUGGUGGCUACUAUCACUACUCGUACUCGGUGGUGCGCGGCUGUGAUCGGAUCAUACCGGUCGACAUCUACGUGCCCGGCUGUCCACCGACCGCGGAAGCCCUGCUGUACGGUGUGCUCCAGCUGCAGAAGAAGGUCAAGCGCAUGAAGACGCUGCAGAUGUGGUAUCGCAAAUAAUUAACUUCCGUUCAUUUCUCUGUUACUUUGGCGUGUUUAACGAAAUAAAAUUGUAGAUCGUA